Trichoderma virens Gv29-8 is the source of this 759-nucleotide messenger RNA. RefSeq lists its product as uncharacterized. Lineage: Eukaryota; Fungi; Ascomycota; Sordariomycetes; Hypocreales; Hypocreaceae. The transcript is spliced from 4 exons. The record is from RefSeq and is a predicted model, not a curated record. The annotation marks the transcript as partial.
CGGCGGAAAUUGCAGAACAGGCUUAACCAGCGGGCCAGUAUGCGAAAGAAGGAAUUGCGGAAGCAACAACAGGAGAAGAGCCAGUUUAGCAAAUGGAUCUUUUAUGUAGACCCAAGGACCGAAGACGGGCAGCCGCUGGAUCGAAAGCAGCAUCAAUGGCGGCUUGCUCAAACGCAAACAGAGUCGAUAAAUGCUUGGGAAGAAUCCACGAGCGACCGAGGUGUCUUUUUCCGUCGGCUCUAUGAAUUGGUUUCUCGCCAUGUUGCGCAGCACACGCUGGACAGUCAGUUGCUGUUGUCGGUGAUGCAGUUCAACGUCAUCCGGGCCGCGGGAACAAAUGCGGCGGCUAUCGGCAUAGGGAUGGAUGCCAUGGCCGAAGAUAUCAUAUCGCCUUUCUACGCCGGCGAGCUGCAGCUUAUACCGCCGAAUCUGCACCCGACGGCGCUGCAGAAGCUAGUCAUCCAUCAUCCUUGGAUUGACGUCUGCGCUCAGCCUUCCUUGCGGGACGCGCUGCUAAGGCGAUUGCAUAAUGGUCUAGAUGAGGAUGAGUUUUGCCAUCACAUGUUUCUACAGUGCGGCGGGUCGGACAAAGACGGCAUGAUAGGAAUGGUGGUAUGGGGAGAGGCUUGGGAUCCCGCGUCAUACGAGAUCUCGGCCACUAUGGUACGCAAGUGGCCGUGGAUUGUGAACGAGUGUCCAGACAUUAUCAGGACGACAAACUACUGGCGGGCGAAGAGGCAGGAGGGUCCAUUGAAGAUU